AUUCCACAUCGAUCAAAUUGUUCCUGAACAACACACAGAGAGAGAGAGAGAGAGAUGGGCUCUCCUUCCAUGGCAUCUCUACUAUGUAGUUUUUGUCUCCUUUUCCUAUUGCCAGAAUUUGCAUUCUGCAAAACAAGGCAUUACACGUUCAAUAUUGUAUCACAAAACAUGACAAGAUUAUGCACCACAAAGAGCAUCGUAAGCGUGAACGGGAGGUUUCCGGGGCCGCGGCUGGUGGCGCGGGAAGGCGAUCAAGUCCUUGUUAAGGUGGUUAACCAUGUCUCUCACAACAUAACCCUUCAUUGGCAUGGGGUCCGGCAACUUAGAAGUGGUUGGUUUGACGGGCCGGCCUAUAUAACACAGUGCCCUAUCCAAACCGGGCAGACAUAUACAUACAACUUCACGAUCACCGGCCAGAGGGGGACGCUUUUCUGGCAUGCUCAUAUCUCCUGGCUAAGAGCAACCCUUCAUGGGCCUCUCAUCAUCUUGCCCAGGCGAAACGAGAGCUACCCAUUUGAAAAACCCUACAAAGAAGUCACUGUGAUUUUUGGAGAGUGGUGGAAUGUAGACCCUGAGGCUGUGAUCAACCAGGCUCUUCAAACUGGAGCCGGACCCAAUGUUUCAGAUGCUUACACCAUCAAUGGCUUCCCCGGUCCCCUCUACAACUGUUCCUCUAAAGAUACAUUUAGGCUGAAGGUGAAGCCAGGCAAGACAUAUAUGCUUCGCCUGAUCAACGCCGCCAUGAACGACGAGCUCUUCUUCAGCAUCGCCGACCACACCGUCACCGUCGUGGGAUCCGACGCCGUCUACGUAAAACCCUUCACCACAGACAUGAUACUGAUGACACCAGGCCAGACCAAAAACGUGCUUCUCAAAACCAAGCCCUUCUUCCCCAACGCCACCUUCUUCAUGAUGGCCCGGCCGUACUUCACCGGCCAGGGCACCUUCGACAACUCCACGGUGGCCGGAAUACUCGAAUACUCGAACCCACAUAACCACUCUUCUGUUAACAAACUUCUCCUUCUCAAACCAAUUCUUCCGCCCAUCAACGCCACCGCCAUUGUAGCCAACUACACGAGCAGGUUUCGAAGCCUAGCCACUGCCGAAUUCCCGGCAAACGUUCCACAAACUGUGGACAAACAUUUCUUUUUCACUGUUGGACUGGGCUCCAGUCCUUGUCCGGGAAACAUGACUUGCCAGGGCCCGAACGGCACAAAAUUUGCAAGCUCGGUUAACAAUGUUUCAUUUAAUCUUCCAUCGACGGCUAUGCUGCAAGCUCACUUCUUCGGGCAAUCCAACGGGGUCUACACCACUGAUUUUCCCACGAAGCCGCCGUUUCCGUUCAACUACACGGGAAGUUCGCCACCGAACAACACGGCGGUGAGCAAUGGGACUAAGGCGGUGGUGCUGCCGUUUAAUAGCAGUGUGGAGUUGGUGAUGCAGGACACUACAAUUCUUGGAGCUGAGAGCCACCCUCUUCAUCUCCAUGGCUUCAAUUUCUUUGUGGUUGGGGAAGGGUUCGGGAACUUUGACCUGAAGAAGGACCCGGGAAAGUUCAACCUGGUGGAUCCCAUGGAGAGGAACACAGUUGGAAUUCCCUCUGGUGGAUGGGUUGCAAUUCGCUUCCUUGCAGAUAAUCCAGGGGUAUGGCUGAUGCACUGCCACUUCGAUGUGCACACAAGCUGGGGGUUGAGGAUGGCAUGGAUCGUCCUGGAUGGCCCCCAUCCGAACCAGAAGCUGCCCCCUCCGCCGCCUGAUCUUCCCAAGUGCUAAAUUUGACCAGCUGGGUCCGGAUCCCCCCCACCCUAUUAAAUGUCGCAAUUUCAGAGCACCCACUUUUGCCGUUUGAUUUCCUUCUGCGCAACAGUACUUCAUUUGGUGAAGAGUGAAUUCCGCGUUCAGUGACCUCACUGUUUGAUGUUAAACUCUAUUUUGACUCAUUUGUUAUAACUUGGAAUUGUUUCCUUGUUAUGAUUUUGCUUGGGAUCCAAGCGGUGAUUCUCGAGCUAAUUGAAGACUUUUGGAUGAUAGCAACCGCAGCUUAAGACAGCGAAAUAAGACUGGAUUGUCUCAAUCUUCUGUUGGUAGGUGAUGUUUUUCACGUAAACGUAGAUCUUAAUUUACAGUUCUACUGGCCUUCACUGCAAGCAACUGGCACGAUAGGUGUUUGAGAAAAUCACGCAGAGUGGGUCUCCACUCCUUCCUGGGAACCAAUCCGUACCUAUAAUUUUUUUUUUCUUUUUUUAACAUAGGAAUUGAGGAAGCCCCAAUACACACUAGACCAUCACCUUCUCCUUAUAACCUACCGUCCCCCACAUUG
Messenger RNA from Diospyros lotus (date-plum), 2320 nucleotides. RefSeq names its product laccase-17-like. The transcript has 6 exons. Gene Ontology annotation, cellular component: apoplast. Gene Ontology annotation, biological process: lignin catabolic process. Gene Ontology annotation, molecular function: copper ion binding; hydroquinone:oxygen oxidoreductase activity. The record is from RefSeq and is a predicted model, not a curated record. The coding region runs from base 55 to 1773 and encodes 572 amino acids. NCBI's taxonomy places the organism in Eukaryota, Viridiplantae, Streptophyta, Magnoliopsida, Ericales, Ebenaceae.